AACAGGAGCCCAGAGUAUGUGUGGCUGCACGCACAGUACCCAGGACCAACGGGAGCCCAGUCCUGCAGCCCCAGCAUCUACUUUAACACCUGAGAAAAUGCCCAAAAGCAUUUCAAUAUCCAAACAACUGGCUUCGAUAAAAGCUCUACACAAGGGCUCAGAUCUGGAAAAAGCCAUCGCCACCGCCACUCUGAUUUUCAGAAACUCUUCUGACCCUGAUGGUAAACUUGGAAAAGCUACGGCCAAAAAUCUGCUACAGACCCAAUUUAGGAACUUCACAGAGGGACAGGAAACCAAACCAAGAUACAAAGACCUCCUUUCUGAACUUGACGAACAUACAGAAAAUAAGCUGGAUUUUGAGGAUUUCAUGAUCUUACUGUUAAGCCUCACUAUAAUGUCAGAUUUGCUCCAAAAUAUAUGGAGUGUAAAAAUUAUGCAAUAAACAGCUUUAAAUAGAUAGUUAGACAAUUUAAUGG
Hippopotamus amphibius kiboko is the source of this 476-nucleotide messenger RNA. It is a transcript of the gene SNTN, whose product is annotated as sentan, cilia apical structure protein. Gene Ontology annotation, molecular function: transition metal ion binding. NCBI's taxonomy places the organism in Eukaryota, Metazoa, Chordata, Mammalia, Artiodactyla, Hippopotamidae. The record is from RefSeq and is a predicted model, not a curated record. The coding region runs from base 17 to 442 and encodes 141 amino acids. The transcript has 4 exons.